AAUGGCAUUCGACCUGGUGGUUGUGAACGCGACGGUAGUGACUGCCAGCGAUGUCAGUCACUGCUGUAUCGGGAUUCAGAACGGCAAGAUCAAGACUCUAGUGGACUCAUUCACCAGCGAGGAAAUCGGAGAUGCUGAGGUUAUUGACGCCGAAGGCGCAUAUGUCAUGCCUGGGGGAGUUGACGGACACGUCCAUUUAUGCCAGGACCUGAAGACGGGCCCCCAUGGUCUCGGCGGCGAAUGUGCGGAUAACUUCGAGACGGGUUCGCGCAGCGCCGUGGCUGGUGGGACCACGACCAUCCUCACCUUUGCGACGCAGACGCGCGCCGAGCAAGAUCGCAGCCUGCUGGACGUGGUGAAGGCAUACCGGGCACGCGCCGAGGAGACAGGCAGUUACAUUGACUAUGGGUUCCAUGUCAUCAUUGUGCGCAACGACGCCGAGAUCCUCGACAGAGAACUGCCUGUGCUGAUGCACGACUGGGGGAUCAGCAGCUGCAAACUGUUUCUUACGUAUGAGACGCAGCGGCUGACGGAUGCGCAGCUGCUGGAUGUGAUGUUUGCAGCACGUAAAAAUUCCAUGACGACUAUGAUCCAUGCAGAGAAUGGCGAUAUGAUCGAAUGGCUGACUGAUAAACUGGAGAGUAAAGGGAUGGUUGCACCCUAUUAUCAUGCUCUCUCCCGGCCACCUCUCGUGGAAGGCGAAGCAACCAACCGGGCCAUUGCUCUGGCCCAAUUGAUCCAGAAUCCGAUUCUCUUUGUUCACGUCGGAUCAGCACUUGGGGCUGCAAAUGUUCGUCGUGCGCAGACUCAAGGGUUGCCUGUGUAUGCCGAGACGUGUCCGCAGUAUUUCAAUCUCACAUGGGAUGAUCUGAAACGAUUCCACUCCCCAACCUGCUUUGAGAACAGCAAAAUGAUCUGUUCGCCUCCACCGCCGCCGGAUACAACCGACCAGGAAGAUCUAUUUAUUGGCCUGCAUAAUGGGACAUUUACCAUCUACUCCUCCGACCACUGCCCCUUCCGGUACGACCACCCCCAUGGAAAGCCAUCGGGGGUCCUUGAAGACGCAAAGAGCAUGGCAGGAGAGCCAGAAGAGCCAGAAGAUCUGGGAGCUCUGCUGAAGCGCAAACAGGGCGCCUUCAGACUGAUUCCAAACGGCAUUCCUGGCGUGGAAACGAGGCUGCCGCUGCUCUACAACGCCCUGGCGAGAGGGAGGAUCACCCCGUCACGGUUUGUGGAAUUGACGGCGACAAACCCUGCCAAAUUGUAUGGUCUGUAUCCCCGAAAGGGAGCGUUGAUGCCCGGCUCUGAUGCCGAUCUCGUUAUUUGGCACCCUGACAAAACAUUUACUCCCUUCCGAUUGACCAACUCAAUGCUCCAUCACAACGUGGACUACACCCCAUACGAAGGCGUCGAGUUCGUCAACUGGCCUCGCUACACUAUCCUCCGUGGCAAGGUGAUGUGGGCAAACGGCCAGCUGCAGGGGCAAGUUCGAGACGGACAGUAUCUUAAACGAGGGCCCAGCCAGCUCAGCCAGGGAGUGUCGCGGAAAGAUUCCCGACAGGUGGCAAUGUGGUUGUAUGAACAAUAGUGUAGGUCAUGAAUAUAAUCACUUGAACUAUAUUCCAAGUAUU
Penicilliopsis zonata CBS 506.65 is the source of this 1631-nucleotide messenger RNA. RefSeq lists its product as hypothetical. NCBI's taxonomy places the organism in Eukaryota, Fungi, Ascomycota, Eurotiomycetes, Eurotiales, Aspergillaceae. The annotation marks the transcript as partial. The transcript is spliced from 13 exons. Gene Ontology annotation, cellular component: cytoplasm. Gene Ontology annotation, molecular function: hydrolase activity, acting on carbon-nitrogen (but not peptide) bonds. The record is from RefSeq and is a predicted model, not a curated record.